Ciona intestinalis (vase tunicate) is the source of this 1759-nucleotide messenger RNA. The record is from RefSeq and is a predicted model, not a curated record. NCBI's taxonomy places the organism in Eukaryota, Metazoa, Chordata, Ascidiacea, Phlebobranchia, Cionidae.
AUAUUAAUUUUGUUAAUUAAUUGUUAAGUUUAAAUUAUGGAUGGGGCGGAGAUUGUCAAGUUUUUUACGGAAAAACUCGAAAACCACAAUGUUUCUUCUGCUGUCGCUGCAAUCGAAACUCUUCUUGAGUAUUUGCGCAAAGACACAACUGAAACUUUGUCAGGUUUGAUCGAUAAUCUGAAGAAAGCAAAAGACAUCCUUGUGGAGACUGACUGCCUCGCUAGAACAUCUGUGUCCUCCGGAGCAGAGCUCUUCCUUCGUUUUAUCACCUUGGCUUCGUCCCUAGAGAAUCCGGACUUCCAGGAAGUAAAGAGAGUGAUGAUCAGCAGAGGAGAGCUUUUUCUACAAAAAGUUUGCACUUGUAGGAGUAAAAUCGCUAAUCUCGGAUGGCCAUUUAUAAAAGAUGGAGCUAUUAUUCUAACCCAUUCUUACUCAAGGGUGGUGGCUUCUGUAUUGAAACAAGCAGCAGAAAACAAGAAGCGAUUUACCGUCUAUGUCACGCAGUCCUGCCCUGACGAUGCCGGUUACGAAAUGGCGAAAAAACUCCGUCAGUAUUCUAUCCCAGUCAUAACAAUUCUAGAUGCUGCUGCGGGGUAUAUUCUCGAAAAAGUUGACGUAGUACUUGUUGGUGCCGAAGGUGUUGUAGAAAACGGUGGCAUUGUCAAUAAAAUCGGCAGCUACCAGCUUGGACUCUGUGCAAAAGCGUUAAACAAGCCAUUAUAUGUGUUUGCAGAAAGCUUUAAAUUUGCUCGUCUUUACCCUUUAAACCAACAUGAUUUACCGGAUCGUUUUAAAUACAAAACCUCAGUGUUAAACAACAAUAAUAUUAAUUUAAAAGAAGAACAUCCAAUUGUUGACUACACCCCUCCAUCGCUUAUCAGUUUGCUAAUAACAGAUCUUGGUGUCUUAACCCCUUCAGCAGUUAGUGAUGAACUUAUAAAACUUUACUUGUAAAAUAUUGACCUGCCAACAUAAUUAUGAUUUCAUUUUCAAUUAUUAAGUAGGGGGAAGAUGGGACACCUUUUCACUUUAGGUUCUUAACCCAUUCGGUAGUACACAAACAACCUUUAAAAGGUUAUAAAACCUUCUACUUACGACUCCCAUAGACCGUUGUUAAUUGUUUAAACACGUCAAGAUAUUUGGAUAUUAUGUGCUAAAGGUGUCCAGCCUUCCCCCACCCUACUAUAUAGGCCAUAAAUUUAAAUGUAGUUUGUUAAAAUAUUCAGUUGGGCAAAUUUUUUUUUUUCGUAUUGAGAUGGACUAAAGGUUUCAGCAUUGAACAAGUGGAUGAUUCAGAUUUAAAUCCUUUUCUGUCUGGAAAAAAAACAUUCUUUAAAAUGAUGAAUAAAGUUUUUGCACUGCUAAGUGUGCAUAUGAUUCAAUCAUGCCUUCUGUGCUGCUAUGUUUUCGGUUUACUUUUAAACUAUUUGUGCCUGUGUGUUGUAUAAUCUUGCAGUACUAAAUGUUGGAAAUUGGCGUGUGUUAUUCUAAAGUGUAAUUUAGCACUUAUUAUGAAAAAGUGUAUUAAAUGCCAUACAAUGUUUGAAUCUAAGCUUUGUUGAUGCAUUUAUCAAUAUAGUAAAAUUCCUGCUAUUUUAGUAUAGCUAUUUCAAAACAAGUUGGCUUAUGGACUUUGGUGAUGUUUUGUGUAUUUAUAAUAUAUGUGCGUACAGCGCAUAUGGUGUGACUUAUCAGAGUGAUUGUUUAGUUUGGUUUUAAUGUUGGAAGUUUACAGAAAUUAUUUUCUUGGAUAUUGCAG